AUGCUGCCUGCCUACACUGACAUUAAAUCCCCCGGCUGCCAGUUCGCUGGCCACACUACCUUCCACAAGCUCAGCAGUUCUGUACUGGGGUGCCAUCUCCCUAUAGGUACUCCGCAUGGCAUCUCAGACAUACUCAGCAGACCCCUGCCUGCUCCACAUGGUGGGGUUCUUCCAGCAUACCCUGCUGUCCCAGCUUAUGGACGAGCUUCAACUACAGGGAGCUGUUUUGGAGAGCAAACAGGUAUCAUAGCUAAAGGUGGAAACCCAUACAGCACACAAGGCCAGACUGCAUGGACGGAUAUCGGACAGGAUUGGAGAGCAGGAAACAGGACACUCAGUAAUGUCCCAACAGGAAAUACAGAUAUGUCCUCAAGGAAGAAGCACACUCGCCCCACUUUCACGGGCCAUCAAAUAUUUGCCCUAGAGAAAACCUUUGAACAAACAAAGUAUCUUGCGGGUCCAGAAAGGGCACGACUGGCCUUCAGCCUGGGCAUGAGUGAAUCUCAGGUCAAGGUCUGGUUCCAGAACCGGCGAACUAAGUGGCGUAAAAAAAGCAGUAUAGACCCCACUAGCCAACCAUCCCUUUGCUCCCGAGCUCCUGGUGAACUGACACCUUCAGAGAAUGAAGAUGAUGAAUACAGCAAACCACUAGAUCCUGAUUCAGAUGAUGAGAAAAUCCGCCUGUUACUGCGGAAACACCGAGCAGCAUUCUCUGUGCUUAGCUUGACCCCUCACAACUUGUAA
Messenger RNA from Staurois parvus, 744 nucleotides. The record is from the annotation of a GenBank genome assembly. Lineage: Eukaryota; Metazoa; Chordata; Amphibia; Anura; Ranidae.